AACUCCGCGUCGUAUCAAAACGCACGCUUAAGCCUUUCAGUCAGGGUUCUUGCAAACAGCAGAACGAUCUUCUUUCUUGUUCUCAUCGAUCUCCUCAUCCCCUUCGAAGAGAAAACGCCACAUGGACUCUAUCAACUCAAACCCUAACCCUAAUUCCGCCAUUGAAACCCUUGUUCCUUAUCCUCCCGAUUAUUCUACUCCCGAAGACCACGAUCGCGACCCCAACUCCUUAUUAAAAGAAAUGGAUAAGGGUGAAAACACGGGGUUUAGUUCUGGAAACGGGCAUGCGGAAAACCAACCAGCUGACGGUGUUAAUCAUGGGCCAAAGGUGGAGAUUAUUCAGAAGCCGCUGUUGUCGGAGAAUGGAUUUACGAACACUCAUAGUGGUACCGAUAAGGAUUUCUCCGGUGGUGAAGAGGAGACUACCAGCAGGCGACGACGUCGGAGCCGAUGGGACCCGCAGCCUGAGAGUAAUGAACAGAGUGGUGGGGAAUCUGGGAGUGGUACGCGGAAGAGGAAGUCUCGUUGGGCUGACGAUGAUCCCAAACCUGUAAUUCAACUUCCUGAUUUUAUGGGAGGUAUUGAGUUCGACCCUGAAAUUCAAGCUUUGAAUAGUAGGCUUUUAGAAAUUAGUAGAAUGCUUCAAUCUGGUAUGCCGUUGGAUGAUCGGCCUGAAGGUGCUCGUUCUCCUUCGCCGGAGCCAAUUUAUGACAAUAUGGGAAUAAGAAUCAAUACUAGGGAGUAUCGUGCUCGAGAAAAAUUGAACACAGAGAGACAAGAGAUUAUUUCUCAAAUAAUCAAGAAGAACCCUGCUUUUAAGCCUCCGGCAGAUUAUAGGCCGCCUAAGCUUCAGAAGAAGCUUUAUAUACCGAUGAAGGAAUACCCAGGUUACAAUUUUAUUGGGCUGAUUAUUGGUCCUAGAGGUAAUACACAGAAGAGGAUGGAGAAACAAACUGGCGCAAAAAUUGUAAUUAGGGGAAAAGGGUCUGUAAAAGAAGGUAGAUUGCAACAGAAGAGGGAUUUAAAGCAUGAUCCUGCAGAGAACGAGGAUUUGCAUGUUCUAGUUGAGGCUGAAACGCAGGAAUCACUAGAAGCUGCGGCGGAAAUGGUAGAGAAGCUUUUGCAGCCUGUUGACGAAGUUUUGAAUGAGCAUAAGAGGCAGCAACUUAGGGAACUUGCUGCCUUGAAUGGAACCAUAAGGGAUGAAGAAUUCUGUAGGUUGUGUGGCGAGGCUGGGCAUCGUCAGUAUGCUUGCCCUUCGCGGACGUCGACAUUCAAGAGUGAUGUACUCUGUAAAAUAUGUGGUGAUGGUGGGCAUCCAACAAUUGAUUGUCCAGUGAAGGGCACAACUGGGAAAAAGAUGGAUGAUGAAUAUCAAAAUUUCUUGGCAGAGUUAGGAGGUACAAUUCCCGAAUCAGCAACCAAGCAGACCCCUACAUUGGCAAUAGGUUCUGGCACUUCAGGAACCAACCCUCCUUGGGCUAACAAUACAACCAGCGCUAGCAACACACCACAAACAAGCGUCGGUGCGAAUGGAGUGAAGCCUGCUAAGGAAUAUGACGAUACAAACUUGUAUAUAGGUUACUUGCCUCCUACUUUUGAUGAUGAUGGUUUGAUUAGAUUGUUUUCAACAUUUGGCGAUAUUGUGAUGGCUAAGGUCAUUAAGGAUAGGGUUUCCGGAUUGAGCAAAGGUUAUGGAUUUGUGAAGUAUUCUGAUGUUCAGAUGGCUAAUAAUGCAAUUGCCAGCAUGAAUGGUUAUCGUCUUGAAGGCCGAACAAUUGCUGUUAGAGUUGCUGGGAAGCCACCACAGCCUACUGUGCCUCCUUGCCCUCCAGCGUCGACUGUGCCCACUUAUCCCGUUUCAAGCCAGCCUGUUGGUGUCUAUCCGUCCCAGCAGUUUAUGCCGGGUGGUCCUCUUGGGAAUGUUCCUCCACCUACAAGUUAUUCUGCUACCCCAGUUCCAUGGGGUCCUCCAGUUCCUUCUCCGUAUGCUUCUUACCCUCCUCCACCUCCCGGUUCUAACGUCUAUCCGGCUGUUCAGGGUCAGGGUAUGCCUCCUUACGGCGUCCAGUAUUCUCAGGUUCAGACAGCUCCCCCUGGUGCUCCAUCUCAACCUGUGACUUCAGGUGAAGCACAACAGAGUUUUCCCCCAGGAUUGCCAUCUGAAAAUCCUACUAGCCAGCCAUUACAAACUACGGCAUAUGGGAACACUUUAUAUUCGAUGCCACCGAGUGCUCAACCUUCUUACCCGCCUUCGUAUGGUUAUUCGGCUUAUUAUAGUGCGGUCUCUACUCAUCCGUUGCCCCUGUCUACGUCAACUACGGACCAACCUCAACCACCCAGCGGGGCUGCUCCUUGGGCUACAAAUCCUCCAAUGCCUCCUCCCAUGCCUUCUGCUGAGAAGACGUCGUCAGGUGCAGAUGCUGAGUACGAAAAGUUUAUGGCAGAUAUGAAAUGAUUCAAGUUGUGAUUGAUCAUACUUUGAAUUUGGAGGAGGACUGAUGUUUCUUGGAGCUGAUUACUUACCCCUUGCCAUGACUUUGUUGGAAGUUUGGGACUCACCUCUUUAACCUUGCUGUACUGUCUUGACAUUUGCAGAGAUUCAGGCUAGAAGUCCUUGUCACAUUGCCUUGUAUUGAAGGAGCAAAUUUGAGCGUAUUAUUGAAGGAUUUGGUUCUGUUCCUUAUGCAUUUGCUAUCUAACAAUGUCUGGUUGAUUUUUGCUCUUCUAUUAUUAUUUUUAUUAUUAUUAUUACUACUUUCUUUAUUACCUACUUCACAGAUUUAGGUAAUGAUACUUCUUGAUGCGUACUUGUUGCUUAUCCUAACAGUUUAUUGAUCAUUGCUUUCUGUUUUGACGUUCUAAGUAAUCUCUUAUUGUCAUGGUGUUGAUGCCUUCCAUCAAUUUGAUCCAGCAGGUAAUCUUACCCUCUAUUUCCAUGUGAAUGGUGUGGUAGAUGGAAGAACUGGUUUAACAUUUCUUCUAGUAGAUGUAUGUUGAUUGCUUGGGCUAACAUGUUUCUGUUCUACAUAAUAAGCUUUCUGUUUUGAGGGUUCUAAAUUAGUUUAGUAUUAAUGGUGGUGGUGAUGGUAUACUUCGUGCCUUCCAUCAAUCCAUCUUGAAGGGAUCCUGCCUUACAGUUUUGACGCAUGGGGGUAUGUGGAACAAUUAUCUUCAUUUAAGUGUCUUUAAUCCUUUCUUCACGUUUAUAAUAUCUUCUGAUCACGUUUUCUAGUUCUCUUAUGGCAGGUUAAAGAUGUCGGGACUUGUUAAAUCACAGGCUAGUCCGUUUGUAUUUUAUAAUUCUACUGAUUGCCAAAUAUUUGUUGGCUUGGGCCCAAGUGCUAGUUAACUUAUUUUGGUGUCGAUAUUUAUUUUGUGUCAGACUAAUUCAUCCAGACUCAGUUGGAUAGUGAUAGGGUUCCAGAGACUAACAACUUAAGCCAAGUUCAGUGGUUCACGUAGUAGUAGAUUACGAAGUUCAAAAUGAGUCCAUCCUACAGAAUUUAGCUCCUGAUUUUGCCUGAUGUUUUAUAGUCUAUGAUUGUGUGAAGUUGAAAGAGUGAUACUAUACCUUUCGUGAAGAGAUUAGUUUAGCUGAUGGAUGAUGGAUGAUUGGAGAUACUGAACAAGUGUUUCCAAGUGCUUUUGAGUGCCAUCAUUUGUUUCCAGAGAACAUGCAUGAUACUUUAUCAUUAUUAUUAAAUACUUUAUUUUGUUCA
This is a messenger RNA of Cucumis melo (muskmelon), 3722 nucleotides long. Its product is annotated as splicing factor-like protein 1. Lineage: Eukaryota; Viridiplantae; Streptophyta; Magnoliopsida; Cucurbitales; Cucurbitaceae. The coding region runs from base 122 to 2458 and encodes 778 amino acids. Gene Ontology annotation, molecular function: zinc ion binding; mRNA binding. The transcript has 2 exons. Gene Ontology annotation, biological process: regulation of mRNA splicing, via spliceosome. Gene Ontology annotation, cellular component: nucleus. The record is from RefSeq and is a predicted model, not a curated record.